AUGGCCACGCAAACUGCACUCGAGGAGACUAAAGUGAUUCUUCAUCAGUUUCCAAGGCCCACUGCCAGUUUUCCGGUCGCCAACAUGUCCCCUUUCUGCCUCAAACUUGAGUGCUUUUUACGUAUGGCUAAAAUUCCCUACGAGAUAGACACUUCGCUCGUGUUUUCUAGCAAAAGAAAGUUUCCCUGGAUCGAGUACAAGAGCACAAAGAUGGCGGACUCGCAGUUUUGCAUCGAGUACUUGAGUCAGGAGUUCGGUGUUGACUUGGACAGCGGCCUCUCUCCCGAGCAAAACGCUGUCUCUACGUCACUCAGAGUAAUGCUAGAGGAGAAUACAUUCUGGGUGUUGUUGAAGUAUCGCUGGUUUGAUCCCGAAUUCAGCCCAAAACUGUGCGAAGAGAUACUGUUUCGAGUCCCUGGCGUUUUACGCACUUUAGCCUUCUGGAAAAUUCAGCGUCAGUUGAGGUCUGCAUUGUACGGCCAUGGAAUGGGUCGCCACACAGACGAGGAAAUAAACAGUCUGGCCGAAAGGGACCUGGGAGCCAUCUCUGAUUACCUGGGUUCUAAGAAGUUCCUGUUCGGAGACACCCCAUGUCUCUGUGACGCUGCUGUGUUCUCGUUUGUUGUGAACUUCACGUGGGCAAUGCCGGGGUGCCCUCAGGAUAAAGUGAUCAAAGAGAGAAUGAAGAAUUUAUUAGAGCACGCAGAGCGAAUGAAGGAAGCUUAUUUUCCAGACUGGGACCAACUUAUACGGAAGGAAUGA
Molecule: messenger RNA, 762 nt
Organism: Nematostella vectensis (starlet sea anemone)
Lineage: Eukaryota; Metazoa; Cnidaria; Anthozoa; Actiniaria; Edwardsiidae
Product: failed axon connections homolog
Exons: 2
Coding region: 1-762 (253 amino acids)
Cellular component (GO): cytoplasm
Source: RefSeq, a predicted model, not a curated record